CAUCAUCACCUUCUUACAACAACAAGCAUUAACAAAUCUCAGGCGGCUCAACCCUAAAACUCCCCUCCCAAAACUACAUUUUCCAACGAUGGCCUCAAAGGCACUCUCUUCCUUCACCGCUAAGCCCGCUCUGUCUCCCAAGCCACUACUCCCUCACGGCGCUGCUUCUCCGUCUGUUUCUCUCGGCUUCUCCAGGAAAACUGGAGGCGGCAGAGCAGUUGUCGUUGCGGCGGCUACCGUGGACACAAACAACAUGCCGAUGACCGGAGUCGUGUUCCAGCCUUUCGAGGAGGUGAAGAAAGCCGAUCUGGCCAUUCCAAUCACAGCUCAUACAUCCCUCGCUCGCCAGAGGUAUGCCGACACUAGCGAGGCAGUCAUUAAUGAGCAAAUCAAUGUGGAAUACAACGUCUCCUAUGUGUACCAUUCAAUGUACGCAUACUUUGACAGAGACAACGUUGCUCUUAAGGGACUAGCCAAAUUUUUCAAGGAAUCAAGUGAGGAAGAGAGAGGGCAUGCUGAGAAGUUUAUGGAGUACCAGAACCAAAGAGGAGGAAGAGUGAAACUCCACCCGAUCGUCUCACCUGUCUCAGAAUUCGAACAUGCUGAAAAAGGAGAUGCAUUAUAUGCAAUGGAGUUGGCUCUGUCUCUAGAGAAACUUACUAAUGAGAAGCUACUAAACGUACACAGAGUGGCCUCAGAGAACAAUGAUCCCCAGUUAGCUGAUUUCGUUGAGACUGAAUUUCUGGGAGAGCAGAUUGAAGCAAUCAAGAAGAUCUCAGACUACAUCACCCAGCUAAGGAUGGUUGGCAAAGGCCACGGAGUUUGGCAUUUCGACCAGAUGCUUCUGGACUAGACUGGACCUCUAUAAGUUCACUUUCAGAUGUCGACCAAUGUUGGGGUUCAAACAGAAGAACCCGAAGAUUCUGUAAAAGCUUUAGGUUGGAAGUUAUGGACUAAUAAGAUUGUAGUAGUAAGCUUUGUGUUCAAGAUGGUUUUUGUAAUAACUUCUUAAUCUUAAUCAAUGAAGUUUUUGUUU
This is a messenger RNA of Arabidopsis arenosa, 1036 nucleotides long. The record is from the annotation of a GenBank genome assembly. NCBI's taxonomy places the organism in Eukaryota, Viridiplantae, Streptophyta, Magnoliopsida, Brassicales, Brassicaceae.